This is a messenger RNA of Astyanax mexicanus (Mexican tetra), 904 nucleotides long. RefSeq lists its product as uncharacterized. Gene Ontology annotation, biological process: protein ubiquitination. NCBI's taxonomy places the organism in Eukaryota, Metazoa, Chordata, Actinopteri, Characiformes, Acestrorhamphidae. The transcript is spliced from 4 exons. The record is from RefSeq and is a predicted model, not a curated record. Bases 339 to 806 code for a protein of 155 amino acids. Gene Ontology annotation, molecular function: ubiquitin protein ligase activity.
GCCAGAGCUUCUGCACUGCCCCCCCUGCCCUCAGCCUUUAAAAGACAGAGCACCUAGUCACACUGACAUUAUACACCCUCACACUCUCUCACACACACUCACACACACUCUUUGAGAAUAACUCUGUCUGGUGUGGGAGCGCUGCUGCUGCUGGAACACUAUAAGAGGAACACUGCACUGACUGACUGACAGCUGGUAUACCUGUGUCUGCUCUGCUCUUCUGAGAAAAGAAUAUUAAACCUGAUCCAAUCUCCAUCUUUACCAAUCAACACAUCUAUCUUAUCCCUCGACCAAUCGAAAACUUCCGUAUCUUUCGUCACUCCCUCCCUGUUAGAGCCAUGGUUCUGUGUGAGGAUCUGGAGUGUGGCGUGUGUUUCCAGAGGUACUCCCGCAGCGAGCGAGUUCCCAGAAUGCUCUUCUGCCACCACACCUUCUGCACCACCUGUCUGGAGAAGAUAGCGGUGGAGCGCAGCAGCAUGAUGAGCAUUCGGUGCCCGAUGUGUCGCCAGGUGUCCUGUGUGCGCGGCGGGCUCAGCCUGCAGGAGGCACUGUGGGUCAACAGUCGGCUGUGGGACGGCAUUAGCGAGGACCAGGACCAGGAGGAGGAGGAGCUAAGCAGCGUCGCGGCAGCAGCACAAACUGAAUGUGGGUUAAGGCCGAGCCCCAAGCCACAUCGACCCAAACUCCACCUGCCUGCUUUCCUGAAGAAACUGAGUUUCCCCCGGCAGCCCCAGGAGAGCAUCGUUCCUGGAUGUAAUGUGCAGAUGAAGUCAUGGCGAAGGCUUUUGGGGGACGAGACGUGUUAAAGAGGUCGUACCACCGCGACCUCGCCACGCCACACAAUGAACUCUCAGUUUGUUUAGCUAUUGUUAUUUAAAGCGGUCCUGCCAUGUGCCUGCCAAUC